This is a messenger RNA of Eruca vesicaria subsp. sativa (arugula), 399 nucleotides long. NCBI's taxonomy places the organism in Eukaryota, Viridiplantae, Streptophyta, Magnoliopsida, Brassicales, Brassicaceae. The record is from the annotation of a GenBank genome assembly.
AUGGUGAUUUAUUACAUCCUUCUUGCCGAUUUGAAAGUCGGGCACUACUCCAACACCAUUGAGGUUCAUUUACUGAGGUUUUGGGAGGCCAGAAAUGUGAGGAAAGGCGGUGAGCUCAUGAGUCUAGACAUGCUCCUCAUCAACGAGAAUUCGACGGUUAUUCAAGGUUUUGUUAAUGUGAACUGUCAAUUCAUGUUCAUGCAGCGUCUCAGCAAAGGGCCAAUCUACAAGUUGAGCGGGUUCAAUGUAACGCACAACCCCCCCCCCCCCAAUUUCCGGAUGUUGGAUGCUCCUUUCCCGAUUCGGUUCAAUAAUGGAACCUCUGUAGUUAAGAAAACAACAUUUAUUAGAUUCAUACCUACUGAACUUUUCAGAUUUAUACCCUGGUCUAAAGUAUAA